CGUGCACAGCCACAGAAGUUCGAGCGCUCGAGCGAAGCAAAAUGGCGGAACUCGAGGAUGUUACGUUAGACGGUAAACCGCUUCAUUCGCUUCGUGUGGCGGAUUUAAAAACAGCAUUGGAGCAAAGAGGCCUCGCCAAAAGUGGACAGAAAAAUGCACUUAUUAAACGGCUGAAAGGGGCUCUAAUGUUGGAGAAUCUCCAGCGAUCCUCCACCCAUCACAUUGGUCUUCAGCCCAACUCUCAGAUAGGAGAGGAGAUGAGUCAGAACAGCUUUAUUCAACAGUACCUGGCUAAACAGCAGGAGCUCCUUCGACAGAGACUGGAGAGAGAGGCCCGGGAAGCCACAGAGGCAGAUGAAGAGGAGGAUGACCACUCUCCGACUAAAGGCAGCACUUCCUAUUUGCCAGACAAGCAUCAUGGCAUACUCUCUCAUCUAUCUCUAACCCAAGUGGAGGGAGGUGGUGUGGAUCGUGGAGGAGGGCUGCCACAGGACCCAGGUUUAACGGGAUCACACAGACUGGAUAUGGGCCCUGCACCCAUGUCUCAAGAGUCAACUGACUCUAAAGCUGGGAGGACCAGGCAUCCUUUUCUCCCUAGCCAUGAGGAGGUUGCCACACCCUCUCCUCCACGUGCAGUUGCCUCCUUGUCUGUUCGAGUGGUUGGACAACCUGAGUGUCAAGGCCUGCCACUCAUGAUGCCCCGUACCUUAGAGAGAGAAGGAACAGCCCCAGUUGAAGCAGGUCCUGCCCAUUCAGUGUUACACCUCAGCCGUUCUGCGAGGGCCUCAGCUUGUGUUCAAGUUGAUAGUGAUGAAGAGGAUGAAGAUGACAGUGAAGACGAUGAUGAGUGGGGUCCUUCCUCUCAUGGGAAAAAGAAUGUCCGGGCUCCUCCUGUACACACUCCACCUGCCACAGCCCCUCAGCGAUCCCGUCGAAAGCUUCAGUCCCCACAGCACAUCCCUCCCCAGCCUCAACCAAUCCACCAGCCUCCUCUGCAGCUCCGCCAACCCACUCCUCCCCCAUCACCACCUCCAGAGCUCUCCUUCCCCCUACCGGACACUCCUAAACAGAGCCCCCAUGACCAAGAUGAACCAGCAGGCCUAGAAGAAGGUGCUGCUCCAGGGGCAGGACCUAUGCCCUCUCCUCCGUCCCUUAAGAGACAGGAGUCCAGCUCUAGUUCUAGAUCCAGCAGCCCAGAACCCCGGUCCACACGCAGACCUGGUCCUCUCAGUCUGCUGGUACGUAAAAUGGAGUCUGAGGGCGUGUUUGAUGGUGGACCUAAGGUAGGGAUGCAGGGAGAAGGAGAGAUGGAAGUUGAAGAGCAGGAAGAUGGCGAGGCAGCAGAAGGGCCUGGAGUGAUUGCUCGCACCGAACAGCAGCCUCUCAAGCCACAGGAGUCUGUGUCAGUGCCUGCUCAGCAUGAUGAUGCUCAAGACUCUGAGUUGGAGAAAGAGAAAGGACCUCAGAGAAAGAGAGAUGAGCAGAAAGAAAAUAAGAAAGUGGGUAACACGUCUGCACCAUUCCAUACUACUUUACCCACUUUCCAACUUAAGAGACCACGAAUUUUCUCUGAAGUCCCCCCACCUGAGUCACUUAGGUCACCCUCAAAACCUGAGCAGGUGCCAGUCCUCAACACAAAGCCUAAGAGCUCUGAAGAUGUUUCUCUGGAGACAGAGCCCUCUACUGCAAUGCCUGAAUCAAAAUACAAUGAGGGUGACACAGAAGUUAAGUUUCUGGAGAAACAGGCACCUUUACAGUCAGCUAGAGUGACUAAAGAGAGUGAAAAGGCCCCAUCUUCACCCCCUUUAUCUGAAGAAGGGGAAACUGAAAAAACAAGAGACCAUAAACGGAAAGGAAAACCAAAUGAACGACGCCCAUCAAAUCAGUCGUCAUCUCCUGAUUCAGAAUCAUCAUCCUCUCGUUCCUUAAGCUCUCCUUCACGAGAUAAAUCCAGCCCACUCAGCCGAAAAAAGGACGAGAAGUACGAGAACAGAAGAGCAGAUGUUAAAGAAAAGACCCAAUCUUCCAGGGAGGUGAAGCACGAAACUCUCUCUGAGGCUGCAGGCCAAGUUUCCAUGGAGCUGGAGAGCCACUCCUACUCAGAGAGUGCGAAGCAACAGUCUGGCCACCAGGGGUCAGUUGCCAGUGAGAUUCACCAAGAGGAGAAUUCCACUGCAAAAUCGUUUGCUGCCCGCAAGAUCUCAUUGAGCACAGGUAAAGCAGAAAAUGCUUCAUCUGAGUCGGAGUCUCUGGGUGGAGCCAGCAGGAAGAGAAGGUGGGGUUCUAGUACAGCAGUCACUGCCAAGAAACCAUCAAUCAGCAUCACCACUGAAUCGCUGAAGACACUAAUUCCAGACAUCAAGCCCCUCCAAGAGGCAGUGGUCGAACUGCACCCAGAUGAGGGGCGUAUGUCUGUGGAUGAGGAUUCAGCAGGGCCUCAUGACCAAGAGGAACCAGAGGAGGACCAGGGCCUCAAGAUCAGACGCACAGUAACGCAGGUUGUUUCAUUUGAUGGAAAUGAGAAUGGACAAAAAGAGGUGGGUGAUGAAGAUGAGGACGAGGAUGAGCAAAAAUGGACAACAGGAGAGAAGGAAAAAUGUGGUAGGAAACUGGAGAGCUCUUCGGAUGCCAUGAAAACACAGGAGACCGAUGUUAAGACAGUCACUCCCAACGAUUCAUUGGUGCGGCGCUCCAUCAGUCAGCAGAAAUCAGGUGUGUCCAUAACUAUAGAUGACCCUAUUCGAACAGGUCGCCAGCUGUCUCCUCCCCGUGGAAAAACCUCUAGCAUCAUACACAUCUGCAACCUGGUGCGACCUUUUACCUUAGGUCAGCUAAAGGAGUUGUUAAAUCGGACAGGUACAUUAGUGGAGGAGGGUUUCUGGAUCGACAAGAUCAAAUCGCACUGCUAUGUCACGUACUCAAGUAAAGAAAAUGCAAUUGCCACUCGAGAAGCACUGCAUGGUGUAAAAUGGCCUGCCAGUAAUCCUAAAGUACUUCGUGUGGACUUCUGUGAGCAAGAUGAGUUGGACUUCCAUAAAGGUGUUGUGUCCAGUAACCGUGCAGGUGAAGGUCAUGACCUUCAAGCCUCAGGAACUCUGGGCUGUCCCACUGCCCCUCCUCCACUUAUGCCCACCCACCGCGAAAAGGAGAAGGAACGAGAAAGAAACAGAGAUGGAGGACCUUCAGCUGUGAGAGACCAGUGGGCAGAGAGAGAAAGAGCAAUGGAGAGGAGAGAGAGGACUCGUUCUGAGCGAGAAUGGGAUCGGGAUAAAGUGAAAGAUUUUGGAAGAGAGGACAGAGACGGAACCAGAAAGUCGCAGUCACGGGACCGGGACAGAAGACGCAGAGAGAGAGGAAGGAGUAAAGAGAAGAGAACAGAAAAGAAAGAUAAACCAGAAGAGCCUCCUGCAAAACUUCUUGAUGAUCUGUUCCGCAAAACUGAAGCAGCUCCCUGUAUAUACUGGUUACCCCUCACAGAGGAACAGGCCACACAGAGAGCUCUGGAGCGUACUGAACGAAUAAAGGAGCGAGAGAAGAGGAGGAAGGAACUUCAGGAGGAGGAGGACAAAAAACGAGAGGAACAGCGGGAGAGAGCAAAAGUCCGCGACAGAGAGGGGGGAAAUGCAGGGGGUGUGGUUGGACGUUCUGCUGAGGGAGAUAGAGACAGGGAGAGAGAAAGAGAGAGACAAAGGGGUAGGGAGGAAGAAAGGAGGAGAGACAGUCACAGAGGGCGAGGUAGUGACUCCAAAACUGCAGGAGGCAGCAGAAGCUCACGGAGCUGUAGCAACAUCUCCAGAGACAGACGUCACUGAGUGUAAUGUGUAUGAGCGAGUGGGAGGGAAAUGUAAGAUCAGAUUCGUCAGCAUGGUGACGGCUCAAAGAUUAAAUUUCAGUCCUUUUGACACUUUAACAUUUCAUUUUUUAGCACAUAUUUCAGUCACACAUAAAUCAUAUAAUCUCUCUAAUUAGAGGGUUGUUUUUUUUUUUUGUUGUUUUUUUUCACAAAA
Molecule: messenger RNA, 4007 nt
Organism: Myxocyprinus asiaticus (Chinese sucker)
Lineage: Eukaryota; Metazoa; Chordata; Actinopteri; Cypriniformes; Catostomidae
Product: apoptotic chromatin condensation inducer in the nucleus-like
Exons: 17
Coding region: 42-3812 (1256 amino acids)
Molecular function (GO): RNA binding
Source: RefSeq, a predicted model, not a curated record